AGUGCGAUGUGACUCGAAGCAUCCCACAUGAUCGGACAGUGGAACAAGAGAGUCCAAAUCUAACAUUACUCCUCUCCUUUCAUUCAGAACAUCCUUUUUAAUAGCACAAUGUCAACUCAUUUCAAGAGCGGACCUGCGUUCGGACUGUCUGCGGAGGUCAAGAGUAAGCUGGCCCACAAGUAUGACCUUCAAAAGGAGGAGGAGUUAAGAAUGUGGAUCCAUGAGGUCACAGGCCACAAACUCCCCGAGAACUUCAUGGAGGGACUGAAAGACGGAAUCAUCCUCUGCGAGCUGAUCAACACCCUUCAGCCUGGCUCUGUGAAAAGGAUCAACAACUCUCCUCAAAACUGGCAUCAGCUGGAAAACAUUGGUAAUUUUGUCCGAGCGAUUCAAGAGUACGGAAUGAAGCCACAUGAUAUAUUCGAGGCCAAUGACCUGUUUGAGAACGUCAACCACACUCAGGUCCAGUGCACACUUAUUACGCUGGCUGGGAUGGCUAAAUCUAAAGGUUUCCACAGUAAAUACGACAUCGGAGUGAAAUAUGCUGAGAAACAACAGCGCAAAUUUGCCCCUGAGAAACUAAAGGAAGGACGAAACAUAAUUGGUCUGCAGAUGGGAACCAAUAAGUUUGCCAGUCAAAAGGGAAUGACAUCAUAUGGCACACGCCGACACCUCUAUGAUCCCAAGACAGGGAUGGAAAAUCCUCUGGACCAAUCAACAAUCAGCCUGCAGAUGGGCACCAACAAAGGAGCCAAUCAGUCUGGCAUGACGGCCCCAGGCACCAAGCGGCAGAUCUUCGAUAAGAAGCUGGACAUGGAGAUGUGCGACACCUCUACUGUCUCGCUGCAGAUGGGCACCAACAAGGUGGCGUCCCAGACUGGCAUGACGGUGUACGGGCUGCCCCGCCAAGUGUAUGACAGGAAGUACUGCUCCAGUCCUAAUGACCUCAUCGACAAUGGGCAGGACUCAGAGAUGGAUGGAUAUCAGUAUUCCGACUAAGAGGAAUAGACAGCUGCCACUGCACUGCUUUUUAAAAAAUAUUCACCUGCACUAUUUCUGAUAUUCCAAAUUUAUGGUGACCAAUAGGAUCAGCUUGAACUGUUUUACCAACAUCACUGCCACCAAUCAAAGCGGAAUACUUCCGUGACUGACCGUUCGUAGAAAAAUAGGAGGAAAAUGUGAGGAAUUUCAGGCAAUUUUGCUUUUUGUUUUGAAACACAUGCUCUUUUAGCUUCACUUAUAUAGUUUUACUUCUUUGAGUGUGCCAUUUUCCUAUGACUUCAAAUGUUUGGUCCAAUUUUCUUGUGUAUAAAAAACUUUUCAAAUGAGA
Messenger RNA from Myxocyprinus asiaticus (Chinese sucker), 1330 nucleotides. It is a transcript of the gene cnn1b, whose product is annotated as calponin 1, basic, smooth muscle, b. Gene Ontology annotation, molecular function: actin binding. NCBI's taxonomy places the organism in Eukaryota, Metazoa, Chordata, Actinopteri, Cypriniformes, Catostomidae. Bases 109 to 999 code for a protein of 296 amino acids. The transcript is spliced from 7 exons. Gene Ontology annotation, biological process: actomyosin structure organization. The record is from RefSeq and is a predicted model, not a curated record.